UGCGGACCCCCUCCUGCCGUGACAUCCGAGGUCCUUGACUGACACGUCGGGCACGGCUUAAAUGGCCCCCAGCACCCAGGGCACAAUUUCGUCCGGACCUCAGCACACAUUUCCCAACGAGCUGCAUUUAUGGUUCUGAACGUACAAUCUAAGGGUCUGUGGGUGUAGAUCACACCAGAGGAAAGAAGGAGGGGAGGUGAAAACGAGGAUGAUGCAGCGCAUUCUAUCCCUGAAAAUGUUGCGGCAGGUGGCCAUGAUGCGCUCGGGGCUCAUCGGCGUCAACAUCUGCGAUCCACCUGCGGUGUUAAGUUGCUGCAUGCUCCGCCUAUCCCGACCUGCAGGCCAACACUGGCUUUCAACUUCUGCCUCUGUCAAGGCCGCGCAUCAGCCAAAACAGCAACAGCCACCGGAGCAGGAACCUCAACACAGCACCACCCUCCACUCUGAUAACAGCGGUCAACCCGUCCAUGGAGAGGAAGCCAAGACUGAAGCCUCCCCCAUUACCCAAGGAGAGCCUGAGGAGAUGGACCCCUUGCAGGACAAGUCCAUUAGUUUGUUCCAAAGGUUUAAGAAGACAUUUAAACAGUAUGGGAAGGUGAUGAUCCCCGUACACCUUGUGACCUCUUCUGUCUGGUUUGGAACGUUCUAUUACGCUGCUAUGAAAGGUGUGAAUGUUGUGCCAUUCCUGGAGCUGAUUGGUUUACCAGAGUCAAUAGUUGGCCUUUUGAGAGACUCUUCAAGUGGGUAUGCACUCACUGCCUAUGCCAUGUAUAAGAUUGCGACACCUGCCAGGUACACUGCGACUCUGGGUGGGACGUCCCUCUCAGUGCAAUAUCUCCGGAGGCAUGGCUACUUCUCCACUCCGCCGCCAGUCAAAGAGUACAUACAGGACAAGAUGGAGGAGACUAAAGAGAGGUUUUCUGAAAAAAUGGAGGAGACUAAAGAGAGGUUUUCUGAAAAAAUGGAGGAGACGAAAGGGAGGUUUUCUGAAAAAAUGGAGGAAACCAAAGAACUUCUGUCAGGAAGGAUGGAAGAGACAAAAGAAAGAUUCUCCGGAAAAAUGGAGGAGACCAAGGACAAGUUUUCAGAGAAACUGCAGGAAACCAAAGACAAAGUGUCUGAGAGAAAACCAUUCUUUAGAAAGAAAACCGACUAGCGAAUACUGUUUAUGGGCACCAUCUUUAAAUAAAUUAACCUCUGAUCAUAUCGACAAGAGUCAAGAGGGUUUGGGCAAGUUGCACAAACUGGCAAAACCUAUUCUUGAGAAGAGAGAGAUUGCACUAUCCUUGUCCUUAAAUAUUCACCCCACACAACUCAGUUUUUACUUGCUGUCUAUGUGAAAAUCAAUGAAUAACAUCUUAAGUUGACAAACCCUACCAUGAUACACUCUAAAAUGUAGGCAAGGUAGCAACUAAUUAGCAGACACUUGGAGAUGCAAUGUUCUGGUUCAGUCAUGGAUGUAAAGUGGCACAGAUGGUGUACUUUUUAACACUUAGCUGUCCAUAUGUGAUAAUCUCUGGUCACCUGAGGGAGAAGACACAUCAAAUUUGUUAUAUUCCUGUGUUGAAAACAAUGCUGCCCCAGAGACUGGAGCAGUGCUAAUCCUUUUAAGCGUUUAAGGAAAUUAAACUUGAAGUACAUGGUUAACUAUGUGUCCUGGUCCAUCAAAGCCUUUCUGAAGGUUGUGUAUCAACAUGUCUUUCAAUGCUGGGGGAAAAUAAGAUAACAUUUUCUAAUGUAUUUUUUAGCAAGAUUGCCAAAGCUAAUAUAUUGCAUAAUGUUUGGUUCUGUACCUCCUAAUGUUUGACUGAAAAAAGAAGUUGUCCGUAAAACAAGGAGUGAAACCAGAUGUUUGUUUGAAAGUUGCUGUUGGUUUUGAGAUGCUCGUGGAAUUAUUUGUCCGUCAUAUGUGUAAACAUCUGGUAUACCUGUUGUAUAUCACAUGUUGAAAGACUGUUUGCCAACUGAAAAUGACCACAACUCAAUAAAUACAAACAAAUGCAUUCAAAGUGAUUGUGUGAGCAGAACACCCCAAUAAGGAUCCUUUCAGCUGUCCUUUUCAGUUUACUGAAUCAAUUUUCACUGAGUAACCAGUCAUUUUCACUGUUCUGCAGUGUCUGGGUUAUUUGUUGGACCUUGAACCUGCAAAAGCCUACACAAGUCUCUUCAUAAAGCACAGGUAGCCUUAUGUUUUCAUGUAGAUAGCAUUCGAGUCAUUCGCUGUCCAAAACUCAAGUCAAUACGUUUCUGAACAAGGUGAAAACAAUCAAGUUUGACUGUUCAGUCAGAACUUUAGAGAGAGAAAGCACAUCUGAGUUAAUGUGCAUAUAUCCUUAGUUUUGGUUGCAUUAUUUUGUCUUGUUUUUACUUUUAGAUUUUACAUUUUUCUCCAACGUUGUGU
Molecule: messenger RNA, 2401 nt
Organism: Lampris incognitus (smalleye Pacific opah)
Lineage: Eukaryota; Metazoa; Chordata; Actinopteri; Lampriformes; Lampridae
Gene: mims1b
Product: family with sequence similarity 210 member Ab
Exons: 5
Coding region: 209-1156 (315 amino acids)
Cellular component (GO): mitochondrion
Source: RefSeq, a predicted model, not a curated record